AUGUACGACCAGAUGGUGAGCCGGCAGCAGCAGCAAACAGCAGCAGCAGCAGCAGCAGCAGCAGACGAAGAAGACUCGAACCUCUACAAAGACAGCGACAGCCAAGAAGAACAGUCCCCAGGAAACGGCCCCGCCGACAGGCCCCUUUGCCCCGAAAACGAGCGCUGCAGCAAAGAGGAGUUCGAGCGCUGGGCUGCUGCUUUUGCUGAAGAAAUGAUUUCAAAAGGCAUAUGGGGCAGCAGCAGCAGCAGCAACGUGGUCACGGGCAAGCAGCUGUUCCUGGAGAAUGCUGCUGCAGCAGCAGCAGCAGCAGACGAAGAAGAAGCAGCAGCAAGCGCUGCCUUUUGGAACGAUGCUGAUGUUUUCGAACGAGACGCCAAAGGACUUUCAGACGAGGAGGACUGA
Eimeria necatrix is the source of this 405-nucleotide messenger RNA. RefSeq names its product RWD domain-containing protein, putative. The record is from RefSeq and is a predicted model, not a curated record. Bases 1 to 405 code for a protein of 134 amino acids. NCBI's taxonomy places the organism in Eukaryota, Apicomplexa, Conoidasida, Eucoccidiorida, Eimeriidae. The transcript has 3 exons.